AUGACUGCCAGCACAAUCGACUACCAGCACUUCCUCAGCGAGUCGUCUAAGGCCAGGGAGCCUAGCGCAAUCAGACGCCUGAUCCCCCUCACAAAGAUCCCAGGAAUGAUUUCGUUGGGUGCCGGUGCUCCUAAUGGGGACCUGUUCCCCUUCGAAGGGAUUAGUAUCUCGCUUAAGAAUGGGCAGUCCCUCCAGGUUGACUCUAAAGUCCUCAACGAGUCCUUGACCUAUGGCCCCUCUGACGGCAUCCCACAAUUGAACGGCUGGUUGAAAGAGUUGCAAAGGAUCCAACACGCACCCCCCAAGGACUUUGUAGUCUCUAUCGGAACAGGAUCGCAGGAUUUAGUCACAAAGGCCCUACAGAUGUUGAUCUCUCCUGGCGAUAACGUCCUCUUUGAGUCCCCAGGAUAUGUUGGCGUCAUCGCCUUCCUCCGCCACCAACCCUGCAACCUCAUCGGUACUAUUCUUCUUCUUGAUAACACUGGAUUUGGACACAGAAAGGAAAAUGUGCAAUGGUUCCAGGAUGUGGACCUGGAUUCGCAUGGAGUGGUGCCUGCAAAGCUUCGGGAACAACUGGACAACUGGCCCGCAGACAAGAGGAAGCCAAAAAUGCUCUACACCGUCCCUGUCGGCGGCAACCCCACCGGUGUCAGUCAGACCCUGGAGCGCAAAAAGGAGAUCUAUCAGAUUGCACAGGAACAUAACCUCUUGAUCCUUGAGGACGAUCCCUAUUAUUACCUCCAGUUUGGGGACAAGAUCCCCUCGUACCUCUCGAUGGAUGUUGACGGACGCGUGUUGCGGUUUGAUAGUAUGUCCAAGAUCUUGUCGUCGGGGCUUCGUGUCGGUUGGGCCACUGGACCUAUCGAGUUGGUGAAUGUCAUGAACCUCGUUACUCAGACAGCGAAUUUGCAACCAUCAAGUGUGGCACAGGCUAUCACAUACACGCUCGUAGACUCAUGGGGCCACGAUGGCUUCUACGCCCACACUCUAAAAGUCGCCGCAUUCUACUCCCAGCGCUGCCAACUCUUUUGCUCCUACGCCCGCAAACACCUCGCGGGACUCGCCGAAUGGGUCGAACCCGAUGCAGGAAUGUUCGUCUGGUUCUACCUCAACGGGAUUGAGGAUUCGUUUGAUUUGAUUCUGACAAAGGCCGUGGAAAAGAAGGUGUUGCUUGUGCCCGGGAUUGAGUUCUUUUGUCAUCCCAAGGAGGUUGGACCGGUGCAGUUUGUGAGGGCUUCGUUUUCGAAUGUCUCUGAGGAGGAUAUGGAUGCCGGAUUGGAGAGGCUUGCUAGUUUGUUGAGGGAUCAUAUUGCUGAGUCUAACAACACCAACACUAUCGACAACAAGUAG
Molecule: messenger RNA, 1350 nt
Organism: Linnemannia hyalina
Lineage: Eukaryota; Fungi; Mortierellomycota; Mortierellomycetes; Mortierellales; Mortierellaceae
Source: the annotation of a GenBank genome assembly